This is a messenger RNA of Oreochromis niloticus (Nile tilapia), 3542 nucleotides long. It is a transcript of the gene dglucy, whose product is annotated as D-glutamate cyclase. The record is from RefSeq and is a predicted model, not a curated record. NCBI's taxonomy places the organism in Eukaryota, Metazoa, Chordata, Actinopteri, Cichliformes, Cichlidae. Gene Ontology annotation, molecular function: D-glutamate cyclase activity. The coding region runs from base 259 to 2175 and encodes 638 amino acids. Gene Ontology annotation, biological process: glutamate metabolic process. The transcript is spliced from 15 exons.
CGAAAAUUUCUCCACCGCCACGCUAUGAAUGCUGGGAUACGGUGGGCCACGAAGGACCCACUCGAUACGUCCUUCAAAUCCGGGAAACUGAGGACGCACUGGAGUAACCUUCGUCGCCUCGCUGUGAUGUAAUGGGCCCUGGCUGCAGCCCCUGGACUUAGCUGUUAGCAGUUGUUAGCUGCUAGCAGCUGUUAGCCUGUGGAGCUGUCAUCACCGAGCCCGACACUCCGCGGAUAACCCGUCACACCGUGAAGAAGCAUGCUGUCUGCAGUGAGAGCUGCUCGAUGCGCCGUCAGAUACCUCAGGGGUAUCGGUACCUCUGCCAUGGACACAGGAUACCAGCAGGCUAAUGUGGUCGUCCUGCCAAACCAGCUCGCCGACGACUUCCAUGCCUUCUGUCGCAGUAACCCCGCCCCCCUGCCGCUCCUUUAUCGCAGCCAGUCAGGAGAGACUUCCUGUCCGCCUCUGGCUCAGCACGCUGACAUCAGGACGGACAUCUCGCAGUACUGUGUGUAUGAGGAUGGUCGGCUGGUAAAAACCGUCUCCAGCCUGCAGACGUACAGUGACGCACACAGGUCUCCACCCGGGCAGCAGGCGGAGCGUCCCGGGUCGUGGUCAGACAUGGUGUGUUUCUAUCUGGGCUGCAGCUUUGGCUUUGAGGGCCGACUGAAAGAAGCCGGAGUCCCCGUCAGGAACGUGGAGCAGGGCAAGAACGUCAGCAUGUACAGGACUGCAGUUCCCUGUGUUCCUGCAGGAGCGUUCAGCUGCCCUCUGGUGGUCACGAUGCGUCCCGUCCCAGCCGCUCUGUUGGAUGCAGCAGUGAAGGUCACUCAUCUCAACCCACUGGCACAUGGAGCUCCUGUACACGUAGGAGAUCCAGCUCUCCUCGGCAUCCAGGACCUGUCCAGGCCGGAUUAUGGUGAUGCGGUGGAGCUGCAGCCUGGUGAUGUCACAGUCUUUUGGGCGUGUGGCGUGACUGCGAUCGAGGCGAUCCUCAGCAGCAAGCCUCCACUGGCCUUCAGCCACUCGCCCGGCUGCAUGUUCCUCACCGACAUUCCUGACUCACCUACCUCCACCAUAACUCCGCCCACUGAGGCCAAACCCCAUCCUGAGCUGACCCCCCUGUGCUUCCAGGUGUCCCAGAAUCCCUUGCUGUACAGCCUGGUUUCUCAGGGGACGGUGGCGAAGAUCAGACAGCUUGAGGUGAUGAUCGGAGAAGAUCCAGGUGAGCGAGGGAUCAGAGCUUUAUUCGUUCAGGAUGAACUCCUGCGCUCCUGUCUGGCUCUAUCCCAUUCCUCCUCUGUUGCCAUAACAACGGGCUUCCCAACACACUACAUGCACAGCCCUCCCGAUGAAACCGACGGCCCACCAGGAGCAAUUGCCAUGGCAACCAUGCUGCUGUCUCUGGGGAAACAGGUGACCAUGGUGACGGAUCGCCGGGCGCUUGAGAUGAACCGCGCCAUCAUCGAUGAAUCAGUGAGGACAGGAGUCCUGAAGGCUGUUAUCCCAUUGGUCACAUUUGAAGACGGCGGUCCAGAUGCUGCGCGGCACUUCCUGUGUCACCAUGGAGACCCUAACAAGCCCAGAUUCGACCACCUGGUGGCGAUAGAGCGCAGCGGACGCGCCGCAGAUGGGAACUACUACAACAUGAGAGCAGUGAACAUCAAACACCUGGUGGAUCCCGUGGACGACCUGUUCAUCGCUGCCAAGCACAUACCUGGAAUCGGCACCACAGGAAUCGGUGAUGGUGGGAACGAGCUGGGGAUGGGGAAGGUGAAGGAGAAGGUGCAGAGCCUGAUGCCCAAAGGCGGUCUGAUCGCCUGUGAGGUUCCUGCAGACCACGCCGUCACCGCAGGCGUGUCUAACUGGGGAGGCUAUGCUGUGGCCUGCGGGCUCUACCUGCUCCACACCUGCCCGGCACACCUGCGCUACCUGAGGAAGGGGCUGGGACUGGAACCUGUGACCUCCACGGAGCAGCUGCAGGACUGGACCACUAACCUGCCGUCUGUGGAAAAGGAGGAGUCCUUCCUCUCCACUCUGGUCCAGUUUGGGAUCCGAAGUGGGAAAACUGGUCACCUGGCCAUGGAGGUGGAUGGCCUGACCUUUCACCCCACCCACUCUGACAUGAUCACCAGACUGCUGGAAGUGACACGAGGAGGGCGCGGCGCAUUUUAAUCUGAACUCUUUAUUAUUCCCUGAUGUGAUCCCAAUCCUGAUGCAGGGAAACACAGAGGAAGGAGGAGAGGAGUGUGAGGGUGCCUUAGCCGCUGCCUGGUAACCGCUCAGCCUGCCUUUAAAUGCUCACAAAGCAGAGUGACCCCCCCACCCACCCCCCGGUGUCCAGCUCUGCGCUGUAAUGAACCAAUCACAGCUUAAUUCUUCCGUUGGGGUAAAAAUAGUCUGUGAGAUGCAUGGCUGCUUGUACCGUCUGAGCAGAUGUACAGAUCGCAGCACUCAUCAUCGUUGAUGAGGAUGAUGAGGGAACAUGUUUGGGUCGAGGCUGUGAAAGGCUCCGCACCACAAAUCAGUUUGUUCUGGAAGCGCCUCAGGCCAGGUUAACUGUUUGUGCUCCUGCAGAUGGAAGGACGUCCACCUCCAGGUGCAGAGCUGCGGGAAGCAGCUGAAAUGUAUCUCACCUGUCAGUCAAAGAGGCCACGCCCCCAUUAAUGCAAAUUUUAAACCUUAAUAAUGAUAAUAAUAAUAAUUAUGAGUUAAUACGAGUUAAUCUGGUGUUACGAGGGAGAAAAUUAUCUCUAGAGACCAAACAGGCUGCGAGCAGGUUUCAUUUUACCUGGGAGUCUAUGGGACCGACUCACUGCUGCCUCUGCUGGACGCUGGAGGAACUGCAGGGUUAAAUCGUUCUCUCUCUGUUUGUUUAUCAGUAAAUGAGCUGAAGAUGAUUUAUAUGUUUUGUAGAAAUGAGAUGUGAAUAAAAGAAAUCAAUGAUCUGCGUUAAACAGCUUUCUUUUACCUUUUUUGAUUCUUUCUUGGAUGAUUUGCAGGUUGGAGUUUGUCCAAACUUACAGGAGCUCCAUCAGCCUUAAAAACACUGAGUCAGUCUUUUCUGGCUGUUAUUAACAUGCUAAACUGGAAACAGAGCGACGCUGAGACCAUGUUUCUUAUUCUCUGAUACUCGAUGAAGAGAUUUAAUUUUAAUUGAAAGUAAAGCUUUUUUGUUUGAUGUUCUACUUAUCCAACGGAGGGACACGUAUGACGCCCCAGAGAGCAGACAUGCUGACAUCUACAUACCUGCUGUUUGUGAGGGGCAGCCAAUGAGAAGGUUUUCUCAAAGGGGGUGGAGACGGGCGGAACAGCCAGUUGUCUGUGUCAGCGCUGUAAUGAUCCAAACACCAUCACACCUCCAUCCUGCAGCUUCUUUUACUCAGACAUGCCACUAAUUAGACUGAACCGUGCUGCAGGUCCACUCAGGACUAAACGUGACAGAAUAACACAGACCUUUAUAAAACAGUUACUGCCUGUUUACCUCAGUGCACUGUAAGCAAAGCACUAAAUAAAUGUGCAUGAAAACAGUUUAUUCAAAA